Messenger RNA from Arabidopsis thaliana (thale cress), 1382 nucleotides. Its product is annotated as Translin family protein. The transcript has 6 exons. The record is from RefSeq and is marked reviewed. Gene Ontology annotation, molecular function: single-stranded DNA binding; nucleic acid binding; RNA binding. Gene Ontology annotation, biological process: RNA metabolic process. Gene Ontology annotation, cellular component: nucleus; cytoplasm. The coding region runs from base 88 to 816 and encodes 242 amino acids. Lineage: Eukaryota; Viridiplantae; Streptophyta; Magnoliopsida; Brassicales; Brassicaceae.
UUUGGUUUAUAUGAUCCGGUUUAAUUGGUUACUAAGAUGAUGUCGGAAAGAGAAUAGGGAAGCGGCGUAACUAAAAAACACGACACGAUGAUGAAUUCGGCGUUUCGAAACGUUCACAUCACUGCGUCUCGUUUGAUAAACCCUAAGCCCUUUUCUUCUUCGAUUCUCCAUUUUCUUCCUCUCUGUUCCGGCGACGCUUCUCCUCGCCGUUCCAAUCCUCUCCGGCAUAGAAACUCGGUGUCUCCUUCAUCUUCCUUUCCCUUCUGUUCGACUUCUUCCUUUUCUUCUUUCUACAUUCCUAUGGCGGGAGGAGAUGGUCAGGUGUCUCAUUCGCUUGAGAAGCAGUUCGAGAGUUUCCGUGUUCAAUUGGAAGAAUCUGCAGCUUUGAGAGAGCAGAUUCGUGCUGUGGUUAUGGAGAUUGAGUCUGCUACUAGGCUUAUUCAAGCUAAUCUUCUUCUCGUUCAUCAAUCGCGUCCUAUUCCUGAGGUUAUCGAGAAAGCUAAGGAAAAAAUCGUUGAUUUGAAGCAGUAUUAUGGUCGGCUUGCUGAAAUUCUUGAGGAGUGUCCUGGACAAUACUAUAGGUACCAUGGAGACUGGAGAAGUGAAACACAGGCAGUGGUCUCCCAGCUUGCUUUUAUGCACUGGCUAGAAACUGGAACUCUUCUCGUGCAUACCGAAGCUGAAGAAAAACUUGGGUUGAACAGUUUGGAGUUUGGAUUGGAGACAGAAGAUUAUCUCACUGGAAUUUGUUUCAUGUCAAACGAUUUGGUAAGAUCAUUUUUAUCCCUAAAUCUUACUUUCCAUCUUCCCCCUUAGCAUCCUACUUGAUAGCAACUUAUGAAAAACCUUUGGAUAAAUGCAAAUGGGUGAUGCAAUGUUUGAGCAGCCUAGGUACGUGGUUAAUCGAGUGACAGCAGGAGACUAUGACUGCCCAAGAAAGGUGAUGAAUUUCCUGACAGAUCUUCAUGCAGCCUUUCGCAUGCUCAAUCUCAGGAACGAUUUCCUGCGCAAGAAAUUCGACAGUAUGAAGUACGACCUAAGAAGAGUGGAAGAAGUUUACUAUGAUGUCAAGAUCCGAGGUUUGAUUUCCGGCGGAGAUCCUCCUGGCGUCCAAGCAGUCCAAGGCCAAUCCUAAAUGUCCUCGGCUCUUUUUAAGUUUUUAUGUAUAACUUUGUUUAGCUAGCAUGAAAACGUCAAGGAGUGUUCUUCUCUAAACCAAAAACGGCAAGGAAAAUAGAGAGACUGUAGUUUUUAGGUGUAGUUUGCAAUUACUGAAAACGGCAAGUAUUCCUUUUGUGGGCCUUGAAAGCCCACAUUUUAGUCACAACUUUACUGUUAUCCGAAGUCAGCAGCUUAAUAGUAUAACAGUAGAUGUUCAUGAA